CCCGAGUCAGCCAGAGACGCCGCACAAUUCGAAGAGCGGACCGAUCACCAAAGAAGCGAAGCACAACACGCCGCAGCGCGCCCCACCUCUUCAACGCUCUAGAUCCACCUCCUCUCUGCAUCAAAACCAUGGCACCGAAGCACGUAGCCGACAUAUACGAAGGGGUGGACGUCCCCAUUAACCAACAGCUCUCAGAGCUCUCUACAGCACCCAAGAGCUCAACGCCAAAUGAAGCCACCUCCUCCUCUGCGCCUACCUCACCCGAGCGUCGUAGGAAGCGCCAACGCAGCUCGUCCGUCACCAACGACCGCGAAGCCUCGCCUAGGAAGAUGAAGAAGCGUCUACGUUGGUCUACCAUCACCAUCCACGAGUUCGGCGUCGGACUGGGUGGCAGUUCGGUGCCUGGCAAGGGCGGCCCAUCCAUCGGUCUGAGCGACAAACCCGAGUUCACAUGGACCACGAAGGUAGGCGAGAUGGCCGAGUGUGUCGAGGGUGUGCACCGAUUCACGUCAAAGGAGCGCGUGCGAUUGCUACAGAGUGCCGGUGUGAGCGAGGGCAUGAUCCUGCGAUUCUCGCGGGAAGCCAACAUCAUCAACUCCUCGCGCAGGAGGACACUCGUGGAGGACAUUGCUGAGCGCAAAAAGGCCAAGAAGCAACGUCGGCAGCAACAGCAGUGCAACAUUGAAUCACCUCGACCCGCCUGCUCAUCCCCAUUCCUCAACCGUCCGCACAUGAUCCCGGUCAACUACGUGUGA
Messenger RNA from Phytophthora infestans T30-4, 755 nucleotides. RefSeq lists its product as uncharacterized. The transcript has a single exon. Lineage: Eukaryota; Oomycota; Peronosporomycetes; Peronosporales; Peronosporaceae. The record is from RefSeq and is a predicted model, not a curated record. Bases 129 to 755 code for a protein of 208 amino acids.